AUGUCUUCUCCUACAAUGAAGAAACCUGAAAAGCCUUUGUUUAGUCCUACUUCUCCCCAGGAUUCUUCACCAAGACUGAGCACUUUUCCCCAGCAUCACCACCCAGGAAUCCCAGGAGUUGCACAGAGUGUCAUCUCAACUAGAACUCCACCUUCACCUUCACCAUUGCCAUUUCCAGCACAAGCUAUUCUCCCUCCUGCCCCGUCUAGCUACUUCUCUCAUCCAACGAUCAGAUAUCCUCCCCACCUGAAUCCUCAGGAUACUCUGAAGAAUUAUGUACCUUCUUACGACCCAUCCAGUCCACAGACUAGCCAGCCUAACAGCAGUGGUCAAGUAGUAGGGAAAGUGCCUGGCCAUUUUACUCCAGUUUUGGCACCCUCUCCCCAUCACAGUGCGGUGCGACCUGUGACCCUGACCAUGACAGAUACUAAACCCAUCACUACAUCCACUGAAGGUGAGGCAUCUUCACCUACAGCAACCACCUACACAGCCUCAGGCACAUCCCAAGCCAAUCGAUAUGUGGGACUAAGCCCAAGAGACCCAUCCUUCCUACACCAGCAACAGCUGAGGAUUUGUGACUGGACCAUGAAUCAAAACGGCAGGCAUUUAUACCCCAGUGCCAGUGAGGAUACAUUGGGAAUUACUUGGCAAAGUCCUGGUACCUGGGCUAGCUUGGUUCCUUUUCAAGUAUCAAACAGGACACCAAUCCUGCCGACAAAUGUCCCAAAUUAUGGUUUGAACAUAAUUGGAGAGCCUUUCCUUCAAGCAGAAACAAGUAACUGAGGGAAAAAAAAAAUAAAAGAAAAAAUAGAAAAAGGAAAAAAAGGAAGACGGGACGAGAGAAAAAACUGAAGAAAGAAAAAAAAAUAGACCAGCAAUUGCAGCACUUACAAUCACUAAUUCCCUUAUGGUUAAAACUGAAAUGACACACAAAGGGUCGAUGAUAUUUCACUGAUGGGUAGAAUGCAGCCCCUGCUAAGUAGCCUUUGUUAUAUGAAGUCCGCUGGGAAAUAGAUGUUCUGUCUCUGACAAUAUAUUUUAACUGACUUUCUAGAUGCCUUAAUAUUUGCAUGAUAAGCUAGUUUUAUUGGUUUAGUAUUCUUGUUGUUUACGCAUGGGAUCACUGUUCCUGGUUAUCUCACAAAACAAAGGCUAAGCAGCAGCAACAGAGCUGCAGGAGGACAAGGGCUGUGAGCCAGCCAUUUUCUCAACACUCUGAUUUCUAAAUGUUUUAAAAAUACGCUCUGUAGCCUUUAGUUAUCAGUAUGGAUUUACUAAACUUUGGCCCUUAACUCAGCCUUUUCUAGUGUGUUACCCAGUUUGAAAUUUUCAAUCAGAAUGAACACACGGGCUCUAUGUAAGAAAUGCCUCUAUGUAGGUAAAAGUGUUAUCUUUUCAUGCAACAGUAAAAAGAAAAUGAAAAAAACAACAACAACAACAAAAAAACCCACACGAACUUUUCCCACUAAAGAAACACUUACAGAGGCAAGUGCAAUUUAAAAAUCAUAUCUAAGGGGUCAUCAUUAUAAGUCCUUCAGCCCUUGGACUCUAAAUUGAGGGGAUUAAAAAAAAAAAAAAUUAAAAAUUGCUUUGAACAAAUUUAUUUUUCCCCUCAGUUUUUGAGGGCAUUAAAAGGCAUUACAUCAAGACAAAUCAUGUCCUUGAGAAAAAGAAAUCAAU
Molecule: messenger RNA, 1680 nt
Organism: Cygnus olor (mute swan)
Lineage: Eukaryota; Metazoa; Chordata; Aves; Anseriformes; Anatidae
Product: nuclear factor 1 B-type
Exons: 6
Coding region: 1-783 (260 amino acids)
Biological process (GO): regulation of transcription by RNA polymerase II
Cellular component (GO): nucleus
Molecular function (GO): RNA polymerase II cis-regulatory region sequence-specific DNA binding; DNA-binding transcription factor activity, RNA polymerase II-specific
Source: RefSeq, a predicted model, not a curated record